GCCUUUUACGUGAUGUAGACCAGUAACCUUUGCUUCAAAGGGUUGUACGCCAUGCAUAAAAGUAUACAUAACUCCCCAAACAAUCAAACACAGGCCACAGGGCCGGUUCAUUAUAUAACAACCCAUGAAAAAGGACUCUUUGGUUGCAUGCAUUUGUACCAUUGGUUCAGAUGAACCGGAAGACGGCAACACUUGGUGAACCGGUCACUAUAUAAACCACACUAAUUUAUCACCAUUUAAACCACAACGCAUAGCCUCACCUCACGAACCCAACUCCCAAUUAACAAAUGGCUCACGGUCUAGGCUCCAUCAUGGUUCUGGCUCUGGCUCUCACUGUGGCAUGGGCCGCGGACCAUAGUCCCCUUCAAGACUUUUGUGUUGCUGAUAUAACUGGUCAAGUACAAGUAAACGGAUUCGCUUGCAAAAACCCUAAUGGUGUUCAAGCGAAUGACUUCUACUUCAGUGGUAUGCACAUGAUGGGCAACACUUCAAAUCGGUUGGGGUCAAGUGUGACCCCAGCAUUUGUGUUCCAAAUCCCAGGACUUAACACACUUGGGAUUUCACUUGCACGACUCGACUUUGCACCAUGGGGGCUCAUCCCACCUCACACACAUCCUCGUGCUACCGAAAUCUUAACCGUGUUAGAAGUGAAUCUUGUACAUUACCAAAGGAAUGUUGGGAACAUGAAUGCAGUUGCGAUGGUAGCUUUGAGUAGCCAAAACCCUGGAGUGGUUCCUAUAGCAAAUGUGGUUUUCGGUUCAAAUCCAGAUAUUUCGACUGAUGUUCUUGCAAAGGCCUUCCAAGUUAGUGAUGAUAUUAUUAGCAACAUGCAAGUUAAGUUUUAGUUCCGGUUUGAUUUCACGUUGUAGUUAAGUAUUGUUGGGAAGUAAACUAUAUGUCCCUCUUGUCUCUAUUGCAAAAAAGUAAUUCCUCCCUGCUUAAAAGGGAAGUUGAGAAAAUUGGUGCACACCACACCAAUAUACUUUAUGUUAUGCUAGAUACACAUGAUAUCAAUAUACUUUAAGUCGAUUCUUAUAUUGAAUCAUGAUUGUUUUAC
Molecule: messenger RNA, 1057 nt
Organism: Lactuca saligna
Lineage: Eukaryota; Viridiplantae; Streptophyta; Magnoliopsida; Asterales; Asteraceae
Source: the annotation of a GenBank genome assembly